AUGCUUGCUCGUUCCAUCAAGCAAAGCAUGAAAAAGAGUCCAUCGCAUUACAACAGAGCACUCUUACGACAUUCCAUUCGCCCAAUUCAUUUGCCACAAUUACCAAAACCACCAAACAAGUAUGAACUGCUCAUUCAAGCCCGUGGAUUUAUUCAACGACUCAAGAUCAGAGUCAAGUACCCGUUGAUGAAGCAAAUGCGGCCCUUUACAUUGAACGACAUUACUGCAUUAUUCUCUUGGGUGUUUCUAGGACACACAGUAUGGCUUGUUGUCGGCACAACCAGCUUUCUUAGCUUUGGAUUGUGGGCUGCUAAUUCACUACAAUUUCAAGAAUGGGUGACACAUAAAAUGGGCCAUUACCUAACACUAUCAUCCGAGGCAGUCGUGGUAUUUGAAUCGGCAACGCCCAAUUGGAAAGAUGGCAAGAUCAGAUUAAGCAACGUUCAUGUGGUUUGCAUGCCUCGAUCUGAGCAGCGCAAAUUCCAGCAGGGAUUACAAGAGAAGGAACCCGCUAUUGUGCAAGGCGAUUUGUUGCAUGGUAUCGAGUUGGAUCAGGAUGAAUUGACACCCAAGGCUCAAAAGAGAUUAAAGCGCAUGCCAUGGUUUGAUCUGGCUAUAGACUCUGUCGAGGUAGAACUGAGCUUGAUGCGACUGAUGGAAGGAAAGGGCAUUGUCAAGAGCGCAAAUGUGGUAGGGGUCCGUGGUAUUAUUGACAAUCGACGGGCUGGUUGGAACAAAAGUGCUGCCUGGGAUGCCGAAACAGUGAGGAAGAGCCAUAUUCCUGGGGAUUUUGAAAUGGAUCGACUUGUGCUGGAAGACAUGUCCGUGGUGGUGUACAUGCCGAAGGGAUUUAGACCCUUUCCAUUCUCUAUUAUUCAAGCACAGUUUAGUAGACUGAGAAGACAAUGGCUAUUUUACGAUACACUGUGCGCAGACAAAAUCAUUGGCUCAUUUGAUACCAGUUUAUUCAGUGUACAUACGCCUCAGCUUGAAAAGAGUGUUUUGGAAUACUCUGAUCUAGAAGCAAAAGGCAGUAAUCCCAAUUUGGCCAGCUAUUAUCCAUUCAAAAAAUCCAACCCUCAAGGCGUGUUUGUGGGAGGGGAGAAUCAGCAGUUUGGUGUGCUAAUAGAUGACAGUAUGAAAGAGCAGGGCUAUGAAAGAAAAUCAAGGCUGAGGAUUGAAGGCGUGAGCAUGGAUCAUGUACAUCGACUUGGUCCUGGACCACCACAAUGGAUCACCUCAGGCACUAUGGAUUUUUGUGCAGACAUUUAUAUACCAGAUGAAAAGAGAAAGGGGAAACCACCGAGCGUAGCUCAGGCUAUCUUUCAAGUUUUCAAGCAAAGUUUGCCCCAAUCCAUCAUCCUUGGCACAGGCACUGGUCAAGUAAUCUCACUGGGAGACACCACACCACCUGUUGCAGAGCAAGAUCAAAAGAAAAAGUUUGUCAUGGAUAUUGAUGUUCGCUUCAAAAAUAUCAAGGGCGUAGUCCCUCUCAAGAUACCCGAGUUUAGCUAUCUCAACAGUGCCAUGGUGCGUCCACUUAUUGCUUAUAUCAACCAUAACAGAACCAUUCUUCCCAUCAAAGGGCGUAUUAUUAUGGAUCUCGAGACAUUCAAUGGAGCUUGGACUAUUCAUGACUCGACGCUUGGCAAUCGACUCAACGAAUGCAUCACUACAGGGUUUGUCAAUCUUGUAUCAGAUCAGCAGGAGCGGAACAAGCGACUUAAGCAGAUCGGUUUUUGGAGCUUCCGUGAAAUGAUUCGCAAUGUUGUUACUCUACACGAUACUCUGCAUGGAUCAGCUCGUGGUUUUUGGACGUAUUUGGGUCAAUAG
Messenger RNA from Mucor velutinosus, 1833 nucleotides. RefSeq lists its product as uncharacterized. NCBI's taxonomy places the organism in Eukaryota, Fungi, Mucoromycota, Mucoromycetes, Mucorales, Mucoraceae. The coding region runs from base 1 to 1833 and encodes 610 amino acids. Gene Ontology annotation, cellular component: mitochondrial inner membrane. Gene Ontology annotation, biological process: mitochondrion inheritance. The record is from RefSeq and is a predicted model, not a curated record. The transcript is spliced from 3 exons.